Messenger RNA from Austrofundulus limnaeus, 2479 nucleotides. RefSeq names its product mucin-15. The coding region runs from base 142 to 1257 and encodes 371 amino acids. Lineage: Eukaryota; Metazoa; Chordata; Actinopteri; Cyprinodontiformes; Rivulidae. The transcript is spliced from 4 exons. The record is from RefSeq and is a predicted model, not a curated record.
UCCGUUUCCCCUGUUUGAUUCUCUCCAGGGCAACUGCUGAUUCACUGUUACGAGUCGGCAGGUCAGCGAGGAGAGUUGGUUGUCUGUGCACCUGUUCUCAUCUGACACAACCAGAGAUCAAGAGUGAACCUAACAGGAAAAAUGAAAACUUUGAAAAUCACAGCCUGCUUCCUUCUGCUUUUUCAAGUGCUUCACUUAGCAUCACUUCAAGCAACAACUGACUUCCCUGGACGCACAAUUGAUAAAAGUUGGCUCCGCAAACCAUUCAUAAACACCGGAGAAAAUGGAAAUCCUGAACAAAGCGAGUUUGAUUCUGGGAGUGACAACAAUGGAGGUCUUGCAUCCGGAUUUAUGGCAGACGUCACUGAAGAAGAGGAGAAUGUAGCAAACCAGUUUAGAAGGGAAAAUGAAACGUCUGAAGAUCUGAAUAUUUCCAACAACACACUGCACUCGGCAUUUGAAAAUGAAACCACGCAAGCAGAAUUACCACAGGCUAUCGUCCCUCCAGCUAACGCGUCAACAGAAUCCACAAAUUCAAGCCAAACCAACAUGACACAAGCUGAAGAGGAGUUCAGUUCUACCAUGACCGCAGAAAACUCCACCAGCACACGAGAUCUCUCGAACAACAACACCGCAUUAGAGUCAACAACCUUGGCUCCGGAGAAUGGUACCACAAAACAGCCCACAACUACACUAGAUUCAGACAAAAGAGCAAACUCUACAGGAUCUACCACCACAGCAGCCACAACAUCCGCAGCACCAAACGCCACAGGAUCUACCACAGCAGCACUAAGCACAGCUGGACCAAAUACCACAACACCACAGACAAACAAUACCACAACCACAAACCCUUUUGGCAUCCCAGAAUCAAGUCUGGCUACAACCACAGAUGUGGUAAAUGUACCUAAUGUGGCUAACCGAAGCGGGGUCAUUGCAGACGGGUCAGAACGAGGAACUGGUGCGCAGUCAGGUUUGGAGUCAGACCCGUACAGGAGCAAGAGGAACGUGGCUUGGCUGGCUGUUCUUGGGACGGCGGCAGCCACGGCCUGCGUGGGAGUGGUAGCUUACAUCAUCCUGAAGAAGAGAAACCAGAAAGCUUUCACGCACAGGAAGCUGGUUGAGGAAUACCCUGCAGACCCAGUUCUCAGAUUAGACAACUGUGAGCCUUUGGACUUGAACUUCGGUGGAGCAGCCUACAACAACCCAGGACUCCAAAGGGACCAUAUUCAAAUGGACAGCCUUUCAGCACGACGCUAACACUUUAAAGACUGCUGUGACCAAAACUCCCUUAAAAGAACGUCUGUCAAAUGCAGUUUUUGCCUUUUGUUGGAAUUUUGUGGAAAAUGUGGAGUUGUGUGUAAAAAAAAGUAAGAAAGAAAGAAAAGAGGAAAGGGUUUUGUCCAAAUCUACUUUAAGUUACCCACAUUUAUAUUUUGGAUACAGAUUAUAUUUGUUAUAUUUAUUGCACUGAGAAGAAGAAUGGAUCACUUUGAUAAUCUAUCUAUUGAAGGUACACUGUAGCCAAACUGAACACGUAGGCUGCCAAAUGAAUUAUAUGAAGGUUUUUCUACUCAAGAAAUAGGCUACUUAGUUCUUAAUGAAGGAUAUAAAAAACAACAUUCACCAGACCUUUUCAUCUAAUUUCAGUUAGGUUUUAUUGUAACCUAAAAACACAUUUUGCAUGAAUUUGUUUAAAUGAUUUAAAAAAAUAAGCAGACAUGAACAUAUAAACAUAUCAGCUAAAGACAAGAAAGGAGAAUAUGGCAGAUUUGAAACCAUUAAAAAAGGAAGGAAAUGAUGUCCCUGCUGUCAAAUUUACAGAUGACACAGCUGGUCUAGUGAGGCAUUUUGAACAAAAUUCAGAAGCCAUCGUGAACAAUAACUGUAUCCGUAUCAGCAAUCACCUGCUGUCACCACAUAAUUUAGGCAAUAACAAGUCAUAUUUGGACUGCAAUAUUCCUACAACUGGCAGUUGCAGUCAAAACUAAAGACUUGGGUUUGUUUUCUGCACCAGAGAGGGAGGUGGAGGAAGGCUGGAAGCUGUUUUCUUAUUCAUAGAAUGAGAUUUUUUUGUAUGCUGAAAGGGAGUUGUGUACCUGGUCUUUGCAUUACUCAGUAGCAAUAAUGAUAUCUUCAUAAUGCACGCUUUAAGUCUUCCGACCUCCAGGUGUCUGGACAGAAAAUUGAGUUUGUUGUAGCAACAGUGUGCACCUUGGAGGAGUACGUAGUGUUUACGUCCUGCACAGAAUACUAUAAUAAAUCAAUUAAUGUUCAGAUUUUCUUUUCUUCCAACUCUGCAGCAAUAUGGAUACAGAUGUACAGAUUAAUGCAUUUUUUUCUCUGCAUUUUCCAAAAUUACAUUUUAAAUUGUGCUCUUUUCUACACUUUCUUACUAUUUGCUUAUGAGGAAGAAAACCUAUAUUUUACAUUGAUUAUGUCAAGGAAAUUCAUGCAGGAAAUAAAUCUUUUUAGCUCUGUA